Geodia barretti is the source of this 1272-nucleotide messenger RNA. The record is from the annotation of a GenBank genome assembly. NCBI's taxonomy places the organism in Eukaryota, Metazoa, Porifera, Demospongiae, Tetractinellida, Geodiidae.
AUGUCAGGCGUCGAGCUCAGCGAUCUUGUCAUCGCCGCGGUCCUGGUGCUUCUUUCCGCCUUCUUUUCGAGCUCGGAGUCGGCCUUCCUGUCCCUGCAGGACACAGCGCGUCUGCGCCACCUCGUCAGUAGGGGAUCUCGGGACGCCAUUCGCGUGGAAGAAAUGCUGAAAGAGCCCGGCCGGCUGCUUUCGACGAUCCUGUUGGUGAACAACCUCGUCAACAUCGGAUUCGCUGCCCUCGUCACCGUGAUCGUGAUCUCAUUCCUCGGCGAGCGCACCGGCGUCGUGGCAUCGACCGUGGUAGCCACGGUGGUGCUCCUCAUAUUCGGAGAGGUAGUCCCCAAGACGCUGGCGGUCCGCCACGCCGAGCGGGUUGCGUUCCUGGCUGCACGCCCCCUGAAAGUCGCCGAAUUCGCCCUGCUGCCCAUCGUGGCGGUGCUGCAAUGGAUCAGCCGGCUUGCCACCGUGGGCCGCGAGGCUCGGGACACGUCCAUCACGGAAGGUGAGCUCAGGACCCUCAUUGACAUUGGCGAGGCCGAGGGCGAGUUCGAGCCGGAAGAGGCGGAGAUGCUCGAGAGCGUCUUCCGGUUCGGCGACCGCCAGGUCCGCGACAUGAUGACGCCGCGUACGGAGAUGGUAUCCGUGGCGCGUGGCACGUCUAUGCAGGAGUUCCUCAGGCUCUACGCCGAGCACGCCCACACGCGCUUCCCCGUCUACAAGAACUCGACCGACAACGUGGUCGGAAUCCUGUCGGCCAAGGACAUCCUCAGGUCCAUGGCGGCAAACAGGGUGGACCUGGACGGCAUCGUCACGGACGUGAUCAGGGACGCCUACUUCGUGCCGGAGACGAAGAGGAUCGCCGAGCUAUUCGAGGAGCUGCGCGACACCGGCAACCAGAUGGCCAUAGUCAUCGACGAGUUCGGGGGCGUGGCGGGCCUGGUGACCCUCAAGAGGCUGCUCGAAGAGGUGGUCGGUCGCGUCGGCGAGGAGGGAGUUAGGCCCGAGGAGGAGUAUGAGACGCUCGGACGUGACACCUACCAGGUCGAUGGCGGCAUGAGCGUCGACGAGGUCCUGGACGAGCUCGACAUCGACCUGGGCGACGGCGACUACGAGACGGUGGCAGGGUUCGUGCUGGACGCUCUCGGCCACAUUCCGAGUGAGGGAGAGACCUUUGAGACUGCCGGGCUCUCGGUCGAGGUCGCGGAGAUGAAGGGACUGAAGAUCGAGGCGGUCAAGCUCAUCAGGAAGCCGUCCAGCGGCCGGCCGGCCUGA